Fusarium redolens is the source of this 2288-nucleotide messenger RNA. RefSeq lists its product as uncharacterized. The transcript has 3 exons. The coding region runs from base 353 to 2128 and encodes 591 amino acids. NCBI's taxonomy places the organism in Eukaryota, Fungi, Ascomycota, Sordariomycetes, Hypocreales, Nectriaceae. The record is from RefSeq and is a predicted model, not a curated record.
GCCUAAGCUAUCGUGCGCUACAGGGCUUUUACAGGGCCUGUUUUGGGAGGCAUCCGCGUGGCCAGGCUCCCACAUCCCGUCUAGUCGCGUGGGCUUUUUCGCUCUCAUUUCCACGGGCAUGUCAUCACCUCGACUCAGCUCGUCUCGUAUUUGCUCUUAAUUCUUUUUUCCCUUCUUUGAAUUAUCAACCUUUUCCCUCCUUGUCUCAUUUUCGUAUUCUUUUGCCUAAGGCUUCUUUGUAGCGCGGCUGCCUGCCUUAUAUCCCCUGCUCUGCCGUGUAAGAGGGGUUUUUGCAGUUGGAACUGCUCGGUGUCCUACCAUAACGAGAGAUACUCGACUUUCAUACCUCAGUAUGCGCGGCCUCGUUCAGGCUGCCGUGGUGCUAGCACCGACGUUGGUGUUGGCUCAUGGACCUCACCAUCCUCCUCCUCCGCCUCCUCCGCCUCCUCCCAUGGGAUUUCUUCCCUCAGCUCUCGAUGUCACACCCUCAGCCUUUGUCACAGUCAAGCUCCCCUUGAGCGAAUCUGAAUCGUAUCCUCUGACACUACGAUUCGAUGUGGAGGAAUCAGAAGAAGUCUGUGGCCCCGCCAGCAUCACCCUCAAUGGCGAACCCCUCAAGCAAGACGCCAAGGGUCGCGGUGUCGGAUCUUUUCUCGUCAACAAUGAGACUACUAUCUCAGCAGACUGGGAUUUUGAAUGCAUCGGCCCCAAAGAAUUCCCCUUCGGCCAGUCUAUGCGCUUCAAUGUCAAGGCCCUUGACGACAUGGCUCUUACUCAGGAGUCUUCCUUCUGGAUGACGUUCAAGCAAACCGCACCAGUUCGAAUCUCCGACGUUGGAAACGCCGCCUAUGUCUGGAGUCUGUCAAUGCCUUUCAGCAAGGACAAGGAGUCCUCUUCUGACGACAAAUCCACCUCUACAUCACCGCCCAUCUGGGAGUAUCCCGACCGCGAUUUCCAGGAUCCCGAGGAGGAACUUCAGGUUGAGCUCAUGGAACUGAAUGCUUUGCACAAGCAGAUUCUUCAGCUUGAGGAACUGGUGAAAGAGAGGGAGGCAUCUGUUGCUAAGAAGCUGGGCAAGCAGUAUCCUCCCCCACCCCCUUCGACUAUGAAGAAGAUCAAGCAGUGUGAUGGCGUGCAGUGUGUGCUGCACACUGUUGGUGAGGAGAUGCGACACUCAGCUCACAGAUUCUACGACAGCAUAUUUGGACAUCCUCCACCCCCUCAUGGUCCUCAUCAUGGCCCUCAUCAUGGAAACGGUACUCACCGGGGCCCUCAUCCUCCUCAUCAUGGACCUCCUCAUCACCCGCCGCCUCCUCACCAUGGUCACCCUCCCUUCCCCUUCCCUGGAGGCCACCCUCCCCCUCCUAUGUGCGCCCCUUGCGCCUGCGAUCCUCACCAUGGAAACCCUCCUUCCCCUCCUCACCAUGGAGAUAAGCCUCAUCGCGACAGGCCUGAGCAUGGCCACGGUGGCUUCCGCGCUGAGGAUCAUGAGGGUCACCCCCCUCCACCUCCUCCCCACCAUCCCAUCAUUAUCAUCCUUGGAAUCGUGACCAUUGCUCUCGCUCUUUUCUGUGCUAUUUCCAUCGCCUACAUUCACCGCCGUGUAGCGCGUCUCAGCCCUGAGGCUCGUCGUGCUAUUCGCCGGGCAUUCCGCCAAACCCGCGACGAGCGUCGCAAGAACUCUGCUCUUAAGGCUGCUUACCGUGCUUUUGUCACUCGAUGGAUCGAGAACGAGGACGACGAGAAGGAGGCCAUGCUCAGCGGUGAGCGACGUCGACGAUCAUCUUCCUGCAGCAGCGUGACCAUGGAAGAGGAGAUUGCUUCUUUCCGUGAGGCUGCUCAUAUGGUUGAGGGCAUCGUCGCUGCUGAGGAGGGUCACCACAGCCAUGCUCGUUCUUACAGCUACGCUGCUGGUCCUCCUGUUCCUCCCCGUCCCUCACACACCACUGCUGCCACAGCAUACCCCGGUUUCAUGGAGACAGAUGAAAGCCUUCCCGCCUACGACGACGAUGAGCGUGACUCGUCGGUUGUAGCAGAUGGAUGCCGAUACACUCCUGGCAGCUCCGAUUAUACCCCUUCAAACUCCGGAUCCAAUGCCAGUGAUGUUCUGGGGGAUACCAAGAACUAAAUUAGACAAUGACUUUGGGCAUGAAUGAUUUUCUUUGCAUAUUACUAUGAUACACCAGAUUUCCUUGUUUUGAAUUUAUGCACAUCAGAUGUGGGAUAUUGGGAAUUGUAUUUACAAACAGCAAACGCUCUCGCUCAAUAGAAGCUAUAGCAAUCUAAUA